Manduca sexta (tobacco hornworm) is the source of this 2394-nucleotide messenger RNA. Its product is annotated as jmjC domain-containing histone demethylation protein 1-like. Gene Ontology annotation, cellular component: SCF ubiquitin ligase complex. Lineage: Eukaryota; Metazoa; Arthropoda; Insecta; Lepidoptera; Sphingidae. The transcript has 3 exons. Gene Ontology annotation, biological process: SCF-dependent proteasomal ubiquitin-dependent protein catabolic process. The coding region runs from base 247 to 549 and encodes 100 amino acids. The record is from RefSeq and is a predicted model, not a curated record.
UGCGGUCGCUGUCACUAGCGGGCUCACCCGCGGAGGCGGCGCUGGCGCUGCGGUCUUCGACGUGCCCACCGCUAACCGCGCUGGACCUGUCGUUCGCGCGGUGCCUGGACGACGCCAAGCUGCGCGGCAUCCUGGCGCCGCCGGAGAACUCUCGGCCCGGCGGCGGCGCGGUCCGGCGCCGAGCCCUCGCGCCUCGCCGCACUCGCCGUACUACGGCUGCCUGGCACAGAUAUCACCGACGUCGCCAUGCGAUACGUCGUACAGGCGCUGCCUAAGUUGGUUGAGCUCGACGCGUCGUCGUGUGCGCGGCUGACAGACGCGGGCGCGGCACAGCUGGCACAUCACACACUGCAGCGGCUGUCCCUAGCGGGCUGUCGACUGCUCACGGAGGCUGCGCUGGACCACCUCGCGCGGUGCCCCAACCUCGUUAGACUGGACCUUCGACACGUGCCGCUGGUGUCAACACAAGCGGUGAUCAAGUUCGCGGCCAAGUCCAAGCACAACUUGCACGUCAAGGAUGUGAAGCUUGUAGAGUUGCGGAAGACCUGAUCCGAGGAGGCCGACAGCGGUCGCGAAGAAAAGACGCCCGAACCGGCCACGUAAACCGCCGCCGACUGGGAAUAGUGCUGUGUGUGUGUUGGCGCCAUUAUACGGUGACUUUACGGUACCACUGCGUUAGAAUGUGCUCUAAUGACAUCGGAACAGAGUCGUGUUUUAUUAUGACUUGGAUUUACUAACAAACCUGUCCGAGCCCAUAUGUACCGUGAAGACCCGAAUUCAAUAUUUGUGUUACUCGUUAUUUUACUGUCACAGUAUUAGGUAUAUUAAGACCCCCAGACAAGUGUUUUGUUUUGUGUACAGCCGGUACUUUCCCAUGUUAAUACCAAAAAAUAUUAUAGUGCCUUGCAAUGUAAAUUAAUGAACCAAAAAUGUUAAUUGUUUGGUUACAUUUCGCACAACAUAUCAAAUUUCGUCGCUAUGUGCCAACACACAGUUAGUGUAGAUAUUUGGAAAGACUUGCGUACCCUGGUACUAUUACUGAAGUGAUACGAUAAAUUAGAUAAAGUUAUUUUAGGGAAACGAUCAGCUAGAAUAUCGUGUGGAAAUUAAUCAAUUCGGUUCUAUAUUUUGGCUCGUUACCAGUGGUAGAGCUUUCUUGUAAUAUUACAAUACAGCACAUAUUUGAAUGCACAAUCAAAUAAAUAUAUACAAAGUUAUAUAUAUCUAAUUUUAUUGCAUGCUGUUAUGUUGAUGUUAUAUUCUAUUGUCAAGGCCUGAACACAAAAACAAUGAUCAUAUUCGUAAGAAAAAAAAUGUGAUACCUUUUUUAAAUUAAAAUCAAUAUCGAGAACAAGAGGCUUUUGUUGACUGAAAUUCUAAAAAUGUUGACGAAAUUUACGUUAUAAUAAUUGAAUUCUCGGGCUGUAGACAAGACGCCUUUCUGUAAUCGUUAACACUAAUAGAAAACAAAAAAAAAGUAUAUGGAAAUGAGAUAUCCUAUCGAUAUGUCCAUUGUUAGGAUAUGUCAUUCUCAUACAUAACCUUAGCGUUAACGAUUGUAAAAUGGCAUCUUGGUUGUGGCCCCUGAAACUGUAGUGUCAUUCAUGGUUCUUACGUUAUAAUGCUUAGUAUCGCCCUUUUGUCCAACAUAACUUAAAUACUUAUAAAUCAUAAAAGUUUAUUUUAUGAUAACUAUUACUUUAUUGCUUAUUUCUUUAUUAUUAAGAACUAUAAGCUCAAGUAAGCAACAAUUUCCAAAGAAAAUGCACCUUAUUUAUGCUCAAUUAAAAUUAUGAAUGAAACUACAGAUAUUGUCAAUAUACAUGUAACAUUUUAUUACUGCAAUACUUUGUAAAUAGCGAUUUAUUUAUGCCAAUAAAGUUAUAUUUUUAGUUCAUGACAAUUUGAAAUUGCUUAGGUUGUAUGUUUUAGUUCUAGUCGCUUUUAGUUAAGCCGAAUUAGUGAGUGGAAAUAUUCAUGAGAAUUGAACCUUAUCACAGUGACUUCGUGUAGUGUUGAACAAUGUGGUAAAAUAGUGCACGUAUACAGGUUUCGUGAGCUGUCUUUUUGGCUGAAUGAAGCCGAGUGUUUGAGUUGUGACUGCAGAUAUCCCUGUGUGGAUAUGUUAUAAAACAAUACGUUUAAACCAUUGGCGUGGCGUGGGUUAAUGUCGCUCAUAAGCAACGAGCGGGAGCAAAAAAGAGAUUUCAGGAAAUGAGUGUCACGUGCUCCUCAGCUAGUGAUACAUACGACAAAAGUAAAUUUUCUUUGUUUACAUAUUUGCCGUUAAAUAUGCAGCCGGGGCAGGAGGUCCCCCCUCCCCAACUACAACGCCACUGGUUUAAUCGUAAAAUUAAUUCAUUAUCCGUGUUUCGAGUGGAAUCAAAGCCAAAC